This is a messenger RNA of Rhododendron vialii, 1839 nucleotides long. RefSeq lists its product as uncharacterized. Bases 1 to 1839 code for a protein of 612 amino acids. Lineage: Eukaryota; Viridiplantae; Streptophyta; Magnoliopsida; Ericales; Ericaceae. The transcript is spliced from 2 exons. Gene Ontology annotation, molecular function: nucleic acid binding; RNA-DNA hybrid ribonuclease activity. The record is from RefSeq and is a predicted model, not a curated record.
AUGAAUGUGAUUUUUCAUGACCUAAUUGGAAGGUUUAUGGAAGUUUACAUUGAUGACAUAGUAGUAAAACCACAUACAUUUGAUGAGCAUAUAGACUACUUAAGGCAAGUCUUGAUGAGGAUGAGACAAUACAAGUUGAAAAUGAAUGCAAUGAAAUGCGCUUUUGGAGUUACUGCUGGAAAUUUUUUGGGAUUUCUGGUUCAUAAGAAAGGAAUUGAGGUUGAUAAAGAUAAGGCUAAAGCUAUAAUAGAAGCACAGCCUCCAACAAAUAAACAAGAACUCCAACAGUUUUUGGGACAGGUAAAUUUCCUCAGGAGAUUUAUCUCCAAUUUAUCUGAAAAAACUCUUGCUUUUUCCCCACUUUUGAAGUUAAAGUCUCAGAAAGAUUUUAAAUGGGAAAAAAAACAUCAGAAGGCUUUUGAGUUUUUGAAGCAAUCAUUGAUAAGGCCUCCUGUUCUGAUGCCACCAAUAAUUGAAAAACCUUUAAAAUUGUAUAUCUCAGUAGGUCACCAAUCGAUUGGUUGUCUUUUGGCUCAAGACAAUGAAAAUGGUCAUGAACAAGCCAUUUAUUAUCUUAGCAGGAGAUUAAAUGAAUGUGAGAUAAAAUAUAAGCCUAUUGAAAAGUUAUGCUUAACAUUGUAUUUUUCUGUCAUCAAGUUAAGAUAUUACAUGUUAUCGUCGACGGUGCAUGUAAUUGCACAGACAUAUAUCAUUAAAUAUAUCUUAACAAGGCCCAUAUUAAGAGGCAAACAAGGAAAAUGGUUGUUAUCUUUAAUAGAAUAUGAUUUACAGUACGUGCCUCAAAAGGCAGUAAAAGGGCAAGCUUUAGCUGAUUUCGUAGCUAAUCAUCCUAACAUGUUAAUGGAAAAGGAUGAAUUUGAGAUACAUAUGAUUGAAAUAAAACCAUGGAAAUUGUCAUUCGAUGGUUCUAAAACUGAUAGAGGGGUUGGAACAGGCGUAGUUUUUACAUCUCCGAAAGGGGAAUUUUUACAGUUCUCUUUUCAGUUAUAUGAAAGCAGGAUUUUGACCAAUAAUCAAGCUGAGUAUGAAGCUUUGAUUAUCGGUUUAGAGAUUGCAAAAGAAUUGAAUAUUAGAUAUUUAAAUGUUACGGGGGAUUCACAAUUGGUGAUCCGACAGAUAACAGUACGAUUGCAACAUGUCUAUAGAUUAGAAAAUGGUGAUGCUAAUCAAAUGGCACAAAUUGCUUCUGGAAUUAGGAUUCCAGAAGGGCAAACUGAAAAAUUAAUAAGAGUCCAAAAGAGAUUCUUGCCUUUCUCUAUCGAAAGAGAUAAGAAUGAUUUUGAUAUUUUGGAACUAAAUUUGGUUGAUGAUUGGAGAGUUCCAAUAAGGAAGUUCCUAGAGAAUCCGAAUGAAAAAACAGAUAGAAAUAUAAAACAAAGGGCCAUUAACUAUGUUAUAAUAGGCAAUGAUUUGUUUAGAAAAUCUUCAGAUGAAGUGUUAUUGCUUCGUAUUGCUAAACCCCAGACAAUGACAGUUAUGGGAGAAGUUCAUGAAGGAACUUGUGGUUCUCAUCAAUCUGGAGAGAAAAUGAAAUGGUUACUUAAAAGAUACGGCUAUUAUUGGCCAACAAUAAGGAAAGAUUGCAUCUCUUAUGCUAAGGGAUAUCAAAAAUGUCAACAAUAUGGACCUAUUCAAAGGGUUCCAGCUUUUCCUUUACAAUCGAUUGUUAAACCAUGGCCUUUCAGAGGUUGGGCAAUUGAUAUGAUUGGAGAAAUAAUUCCUCAUUCUUCUCAACAACAUGAGUAUGUAAUGGUAGCUACUGAUUAUUUUACGAAAUGGACGGAAGCUAUCCCAUUGAAGAGUGUAGCACAAAAAUAG